Scatophagus argus is the source of this 2100-nucleotide messenger RNA. RefSeq names its product cyclin-dependent kinase-like 1 (CDC2-related kinase) (gene cdkl1). Gene Ontology annotation, molecular function: ATP binding; cyclin-dependent protein serine/threonine kinase activity. The record is from RefSeq and is a predicted model, not a curated record. Lineage: Eukaryota; Metazoa; Chordata; Actinopteri; Scatophagidae. The transcript has 10 exons. The coding region runs from base 229 to 1287 and encodes 352 amino acids. Gene Ontology annotation, cellular component: nucleus. Gene Ontology annotation, biological process: protein phosphorylation.
CGGGGUUUAUACUCUCCCAUUGACGCUUUAAAGGUGACUCCUGUCGGCUCUGUGGGGACAGUCGGGCUGUGAUCCUCCACCUCGUCGUGUUUGGGUGAAGCAGCAGCAGCAGCAGCAGCAGCUCCUCGUUUCACUGACGGACAUCCGUCCACAGCAGUCCUGCCUCCCCUCCGAGCCCCCUUGGAAAAGUGAUUUUCACCUCCGGAGGUCAACUUGCCCAGCCUGAGGAUGGAGAAGUACGAGAAGAUUGGGAAGAUUGGCGAGGGCUCCUACGGCGUCGUCUUCAAGUGCAGAAACAAAGACACGGGGCAGAUUGUCGCCAUCAAGAAGUUUGUGGAGUCAGAGGAUGAUCCCAUCAUCAAAAAGAUUGCACUGAGGGAGAUCAGGAUGCUGAAGCAACUGAAACACGCCAACCUGGUGAACCUGAUCGAGGUGUUUCGCCGCAAACGGAAGCUUCACCUCGUGUUCGAGUACUGCGACCACACGGUCCUCAACGAGCUCGACCGCCAUCCCAGAGGCGUUCCAGAGCACCUUUUAAAAAGCAUAACCUGGCAGACGCUUCAGGCCGUCAACUUCUGUCACAAGCAAAACUGCAUCCACCGAGACGUCAAGCCGGAAAAUAUUCUCAUCACAAAGCACCAAGUCAUCAAACUCUGUGACUUUGGGUUUGCCAGGAUUCUGACUGGCCCAUGUGACUACUACACAGACUACGUGGCCACUCGCUGGUACCGGGCCCCCGAGCUGCUGGUGGGAGACACUCAGUACGGCCCUCCGGUGGACGUCUGGGCGAUCGGUUGUGUGUUCGCCGAGCUGCUGUCUGGGAUUCCUCUGUGGCCCGGGAAGUCUGACAUGGACCAGCUGUACCUGAUCAGAAAGACGCUCGGAGAUCUGAUCCCUCGACACCAGCAGGUCUUCAGCAACAACCAGUUCUUCUGCGGCGUUUCCAUCCCAGAGCCACAAGAGAUGGAACCUUUGGAGCAGAAAUAUCCAAAUCUCUCGCAUCAAGCCCUGAGUGUCAUGAAGGGUUGUCUGAGGAUGGACCCGUCCGAGCGGCUGACCUGCGAGCAGCUCCUCCAACAUCCGUACUUCGACAGCCUGCGAGAGAAGAGCGAGAGCACCUCCCGAGAGCAGGACCGCCACAGCAACAGGAGGACACGUUUACCUCGCAAACACCUUCCCCCCGGGUAUUUGCCUCAGCUGACCAGCAGCAGCAUCUUCCCAGCUGUGGACAGUAAGAGGUACUACAACAACCUGCGCAAGUUCAACUACCACCUUCCCAACAUCUAAACUGGCUGCUCUCAAGCUGAAUAACGACACCAUCAACAAGCGGCGUUUUCUGGAAAAAAAAAGAAAAAAGAAAAAAAAAACUCAGGAAAUGAAGCAGAUUCUGGUAGCACUUUGGGUUUAAACACAGUCAAGAGAAUUCAAACACUUCUUAGAGUUUGUGUUGAUCACGAGGGGUGUGUCAGUCUAUGCACUAUUUCCCGACAUGUGGACUCGGACGUGUUGGUUUAUGUUCGUUGCCCAUAUUUCAAGCUGAUUUUGCUGUAUUUUGUAUAGACGUGCAAAGACAAGGAGCGACGUGCUGCUCCGCUCGUAGUCGACCGAAGGUAAAACUACGACGUCCAGCCUUGCCUGGUUUGCCAAAUGUAGUUUUCAUAUAACGGUGGACUCUGUAAGAGUGACAUGAUGUUGUUAGUAAGUCUCAUGAUGUUUAAUUGUCUCGAGUAAGUUAUAACGUGGGCCUUUUUUUGACAAGUAUAACAACUCGUGAACAUUUCUGAAGAUAUUUAUUGACGUCAGGAGUGAAGACGGUCGUACACAUUCCCACAUUUACUAGCAUACAGCAGUAGCAAUACCACACUGCACUCAUUAUCUCUGGAGCUUUAGGUGCUAAGGAUGCUCACAGCCAUCGUUCUGUCCUCAGAUAAUGUACAAAUGCCAAACUAAUCUAAAGAGAAAUGGUGUAAAAGACUCUUGAAGUGCUCAGCAUUUCACAAAUUAUUUUCUCUGUGUACCCACAUAUGGAGUAACCUUUAAUACCUUAAAUGUUUAGAUUAUAAUAAACUAAAGAAGAGUUCAUUCUAUCACAAAAACAAA